This is a messenger RNA of Penicillium daleae, 1539 nucleotides long. Its product is annotated as sugar transporter-like protein. Gene Ontology annotation, cellular component: membrane. The record is from RefSeq and is a predicted model, not a curated record. The transcript is spliced from 9 exons. The coding region runs from base 1 to 1539 and encodes 512 amino acids. Lineage: Eukaryota; Fungi; Ascomycota; Eurotiomycetes; Eurotiales; Aspergillaceae. Gene Ontology annotation, molecular function: carbohydrate:proton symporter activity. Gene Ontology annotation, biological process: carbohydrate transport; transmembrane transport.
AUGGUCAAGCUCAAUCUAUACGGCCGUGGUCGGCCGCUCAGAAUUGCGAUUAUGUUUACCUGCCAAUUGGCGUUUAUUCUCUUUGGCUACGACCAGGGAGUGUUCUCUGGAAUCGUGGGCAAUGACGAUUUCCUCGAGAUCGUACACCACCCCAGCGCAGGAAUCCUGGGGAUCAUCGUAUCGAUAUACAACUUGGGUUGCUUCACGGGUACCAUCGUCUCCUUCGUAACGGGCGAUCGACUCGGUCCACGAAAGUCGAUGUGGUUUGCAAUGGUGUGGAUUAUCGUUGGCGCAACCCUCCAAACAACAGCAUUCUCACGAGCACAACUACUAGUCGCCCGCUUCAUCACUGGUAUCGGCACGGGUAUCGAAACAACCACCGUCCCCGUGUAUCAGUCCGAGCUCUGCGAAGCCAAGAAACGAGGCAAGUACGUGAGCAGUGAACCGUUAUUCGUCGGCGUUGGUAUCGUGAUUGCGUACUGGUUCGACUACGGGAUGUCAUAUGUCCCUGGCGCGAUCAACUGGCGACUUCCAAUUGCCUGCCAGAUGAUUUUCGCCUUUAUGGUUAUUGUUUUGGUGUUUGGUCUGCCCGAGAGUCCUCGAUGGUUAUACCGUCACAACAGGCACGACGAGGCGAUGCAGGUUCUGUGCGAUGUGUAUGACCUGCAGCCCGAUGACCCAAAGAUUGUCUCUGAGUCGGAGGGUAUCCUGGAAGCAAUCGAGCUUGAGACGCUACAUGGUGAAUAUAAAUGGUCGCAGAUUCUCAAGCGAGACGAGGUUCAGACGGGGAAGCGUGUGCUACUGGCUUAUGGCAUGCAAUUCAUGAAUCAGAUGGGUGGUAUCAACCUGGUAGUGUACUAUGUGACCUCAGUCUUGCAGUACAAUGUUGGUCUAGACCGAAAACUGAGUCUCUUGCUCGGGGGAAUUAUUCAAAUCAUGUUCGUGAUUGGCUCCUUCUAUCCAACCUUCUUCUCCGACCGAUACGGUCGUCGCCAACCCAUGAUGUGGGGAUCUUUCGGUCUUUUCAUAUCCAUGAUGAUGAUUUCCAUUCUACUCUCGUUCAAGGGAACAUCCGUCGAAAAACCAACAGCCUCCGCCUCGGUCGCCUUCUUCUUCCUCUUCAUGCUCAUCUUCGGAGCCUCAGUCAACUGUAUCCCAUGGGUCUACGGCCCAGAGAUCUUGCCACUGCAUAUCCGUGCAAAGGGACAAGCCAUCGGCAUCUCCGCAAACUGGCUAUGGAACUUCUUCGUGGUAAUGAUCACCCCGACUUUAAUCGAGAAUCUCGCCUGGAAGGGCUACCUCAUCUUCAUGUGUUUGAAUCUAGUCUUUGUCCCGAUUGUUUACUUCUUCUACCCCGAGACAGCAAAUCUUACUCUCGAGGAAAUCGAUUUUCUAUUCACCGACCGCGCGAGACAUCCUUCUUUGGGCGCUCAUGGAAAUGUCGGUGGAGAGGGUGGAGAUGCGGAGAAUACUAGCAAGGAGAGUGGGAGUACCAGUCCAGUGGAGGUGCGGGAAGAUCUCAUCAAGGAAGAAAAGUAG